This is a messenger RNA of Raphanus sativus (radish), 3766 nucleotides long. Its product is annotated as histidine kinase 4. The coding region runs from base 382 to 3504 and encodes 1040 amino acids. Gene Ontology annotation, molecular function: phosphorelay sensor kinase activity. NCBI's taxonomy places the organism in Eukaryota, Viridiplantae, Streptophyta, Magnoliopsida, Brassicales, Brassicaceae. Gene Ontology annotation, biological process: phosphorelay signal transduction system; phosphorylation. The record is from RefSeq and is a predicted model, not a curated record. The transcript is spliced from 8 exons.
GCUCUUUCUUUGUUUGGUCAAGGCCUUGUUAUUUUUUUUGUUUGUUUGUUUGGAGUUGAGAACAGUGAACAUAGCUGUGAACUCGUUCCGAGAAGAAACAUCAACUAAACAUUUCACGCCUGUAAAGAACCUUAUGAUUAGUGUCUUGUUUAAUCAUUUCUCUGACAAUUAAUUAACUGAAACCCACCCCCAUUUCUUUAAUUAAUUUUUUAAGCUCUGUCGAAAACCUUCGGAAACAGAGCAAAGUUCCUUCUUUUGAGAGUCCUCCCAUGCGUUGAGAAAAAGUUUCUUGAUUUUGCCAAAAAAAACUUCUCUUUUUGGUUUUCUUUGCUUUGUUAAUGUAUUGUUGAUAAUCACGCAAAACAAUGUUUAUGCUCAGAUAUGAACUGGGCGGCACUCAACAACCCAAAUCCUGAAGAAAAGGAGCCAAAAAGCAGCGAUUUUUAUCACCUGGGCGCUAUAGAUUUGCCAGAAAAACCCAGAAAGAUAGAUUUUUGGCGUUCUGGGCUAAUGGGUUUCGCCAAGAUGAAGCAGCAGCAGCAACAGCUUCAGCAUUCAGUGGCGGUGAAGAUGAACAGCAGUAGCAACGAGCAAGUGGGUAACAAUAAAAAGGGGUCGACUUUCAUACAGGAGCAUCGAGCUUUGUUACCAAAGGGUUUGAUUCUGUGGACCAUCUUUGUUGGGUUCAUAAGCAGAGGGAUCUACCAGUGGAUGGAUGAUUCCAGCAAGGUUAGAAGAGAAGAGGUUUUGGUUAGUAUGUGUGAUCAGAGGGCGAGGAUGCUGCAGGAUCAGUUUAGUGUUAGUGUUAACCAUGUCCAUGCUUUGGCUAUUCUCGUCUCAACGUUUCAUUACCAUAAGAAUCCAUCUGCAAUUGAUCAGGGGACAUUUGCGGACUACACAGCGAGAACAGCGUUUGAGAGACCGUUGCUAAGUGGAGUGGCCUACGCAGAGAAAGUUGUGAAUGCUGAGAGGGAGAUGUUUGAGAGUCAGCAUAAUUGGGUUAUAAAGACGAUGGACACAGGAGAGCCUUCACCGGUCAGAGACGAGUACGCUCCUGUCAUAUUCUCUCAAGACAGUGUCUCUUACCUUGAGUCACUCGAUAUGAUGUCUGGCGAGGAGGAUCGGGAGAACAUUCUGAGAGCUAGAGAGACAGGGAAAGCUGUCUUGACAAGCCCUUUUAGGCUGUUGGCUUCUCACCAUCUAGGAGUUGUGUUGACCUUCCCUGUCUACAAAGCUUCUCUCCCUAAAAAUCCUACUGUCCAGGAGCGCAUUGCAGCCACUGCAGGGUACCUUGGUGGGGCGUUUGAUGUGGAGUCUCUCGUUGAGAAUCUACUCGGACAGCUUGCAGGUAACCAGGCGAUAGUAGUGCAUGUGUAUGACAUCACCAACGCAUCGGAUCCGCUUGUCAUGUAUGGCAAUCAAGAUGAAGAAGGCGACACAUCUCUCUAUCAUGAAAGCAAGCUUGACUUUGGAGACCCUUUCAGGAAACAUAAGAUGAUUUGCAGGUACCUCCAGAAGGCGCCAAUACCGUUGAACGUACUCACAACAGUGCCGUUGUUCUUUGGUAUUUGCUUCCUUGUUGGUUACAUACUUUACAGCGCAGGCGUGCACAUUGUUAAAGUGGAAGAUGAUUUCCACGAGAUGCAAGAGCUCAAAGUCCGAGCAGAAGCUGCUGAUGUAGCUAAAUCGCAGUUUCUCGCCACUGUGUCUCACGAGAUCAGGACGCCUAUGAAUGGAAUUCUCGGCAUGCUUGCUAUGCUUCUUGAUACAGAGCUUAGUUCUACUCAGAGAGAUUACGCUCAGACCGCGCAGAUUUGUGGCAAAGCUUUGAUUGCGUUGAUUAACGAGGUUCUUGACCGUGCCAAGAUCGAGGCUGGGAAGCUGGAGUUGGAAUCUGUGCCUUUUGAUAUCCGUUCAAUACUAGAUGAUGUUCUUUCUCUAUUCUCUGAGGAGUCAAGGAACAAACGCAUUGAGCUUGCGGUUUUUGUUUCAGACAAGGUACCAGAGAUAGUCAAAGGAGACUCAGGGAGAUUCAGACAGAUCAUCAUAAACCUCGUUGGAAACUCUGUUAAAUUCACAGAGAAAGGACACAUCUUUGUUAAAGUCCAUCUUGCGGAACAAGCAAAAGAUGGAGCUGAGUCUAACGGAGUAGUGUCUGAAGAUAUGAUUGUUGCUUCCAAACCGUCGAGUUACAACACACUGAGCGGUUACGAAGCUGCUGAUGGUCGGAACAGCUGGGACUCAUUCAAGCACUUGGUCUCCGAGGAGGAGCUGUCGUUGUUAGAGUUCGACACUUCUUCCAGUAACGUCAGGCUUAUGGUUUCUAUCGAGGACACAGGUAUUGGAAUCCCUCUAGCUGCGCAGGGACGUGUCUUUAUGCCGUUUAUGCAAGCGGACAGCUCCACUUCGAGAACCUAUGGAGGUACUGGGAUUGGUUUGAGCAUAAGCAAGUGUCUGGUCGAGCUUAUGCGCGGUCAGAUAAGUUUCGUGAGCCGUCCGCGUAUUGGAAGCACGUUCUGGUUCACUGCUGUGUUUGACAAGUGUGAGAAAUGCAGUCUGAAGAAGCCUACCGUUGAGAAUCUUCCUUCUAGUUUUAGAGGGAUGAGAGCUAUUGUUGUUGAUGCUAAGCCUGUUAGAGCUGCUGUGACUAGGUAUCAUAUGAAAAGACUUGGGAUCAAUGUUGAUGUCAUGACAAGUCUCAGAACAGCGGUUUCUAGUGUUACUGGAAGAAACGGUUCUUCUCCUCUUCCAUUAGGAACAACGAAACUAGAUAUGAUCUUGGUGGAGAAGGACUCGUGGAUAUCUACUGAAGAUAUAGACUCGGAGAUACGUCAGAUGAACUCAAGAACCAACGGAAACGUGCAUCACAAGACACCGAAACUGGCUCUUUUCGCGACGAACAUCACCAACUCGGAGUUCGACAGAGCUAAAUCAGCAGGGUUUGCUGAUACCGUGAUAAUGAAGCCGUUGAGGGCAAGCAUGAUCGGCGCGUGUCUACAGCAAGUUCUUGAGCUGAGGAAGACGAGACAGCAGCAUCCUGAGGGAUCAUCACCGGCAACGCUCAAGAGUUUGCUUACAGGGAAGAAGAUUCUGGUGGUUGAUGAUAAUAUGGUGAACAGGAGAGUAGCUGCAGGAGCUCUGAAGAAGUUUGGAGCAGAGGUGGUGUGUGCAGAGAGUGGUCAAGUUGCUUUGGGUUUGCUUCAGAUUCCACACAGUUUCGAUGCUUGCUUCAUGGAUAUUCAAAUGCCACAGAUGGACGGGUUUGAAGCGACUCGUCAGAUAAGGAUGAUGGAGAAGGAAGCUAAAGAGAAGACGAAGCUGGAGUGGCAUUUACCGAUUCUAGCCAUGACGGCUGAUGUGAUCCACGCGACAUACGAGGAGUGUCUGAAAAGUGGAAUGGAUGGUUAUGUCUCUAAACCAUUCGAAGAAGAGAAUCUCUACAAGUCUGUGGCCAAAUCAUUCAAAGCUAACCCAAUCUCAGAUUUAUCAUGUAGCCAAAGUUGAAGAAGAAGAAGAAAAAGAAAGAAGAGUAAGCUCUUUUAUGAUCAUCGUGUCGGCAAAACAAACAUGCAACUGGGUGGUUCGAGUGUACAUAUAGGGUUCAGAGAUUUUGAGAGUUUGCUUUUGAUCAGUAAUAGUAAUGUUUGUGAAACGACGGUUCAGGUGUUGAUAUUAAUCCUUACCGGAGUUCGAUUUGUACCGAAUCCUUUUUGUUUUUUAUUUUAUUUAUUUCAAGACAUACUAAUAAAUAUCGAUUCAUUCGGUA